AUGUUGACUGAUAUAGAAUUGGAUAACCAUUCGGCUGCCUCUACGGCUACUUUGGAGGAAUUAUCGUUAAACAAGGACAAGAGUGGUGUGCGUUUCUAUAGUGUGGGUCCUAGCACCUAUCGUGUCCUUUGUCCUCUGUGUCAGCAGAAGGCUCGCACUGAGACUGUACAAAUGUCCGGGGCUUUGGGUCAAUUAAGUUGUUUGCUCUCGGUUUUGUCUUGCUGUUUUCCCAUCUUUGCCUUGACCUGUGUUUACUCCUGCCUACAGAGCCGCUUGAAAAGCAAAAGGGUCUUCUGCAGCAGUUGUGGCGGCCAUUUGGGCUUCCAUUGGCGACCCGUUUGAAUAUGAAUUGAUAUUUCGCCAAAGUAUUUCUAUAAAUAAAGAAGCUACACACUUAGCAGCUGUUUAAAGAA
This is a messenger RNA of Drosophila willistoni, 413 nucleotides long. RefSeq lists its product as uncharacterized. NCBI's taxonomy places the organism in Eukaryota, Metazoa, Arthropoda, Insecta, Diptera, Drosophilidae. The coding region runs from base 1 to 342 and encodes 113 amino acids. The record is from RefSeq and is a predicted model, not a curated record. The transcript has 2 exons.